Messenger RNA from Cololabis saira (Pacific saury), 1600 nucleotides. It is a transcript of the gene ascl1a, whose product is annotated as achaete-scute family bHLH transcription factor 1a. Gene Ontology annotation, biological process: regulation of transcription by RNA polymerase II; developmental process. The coding region runs from base 157 to 771 and encodes 204 amino acids. Gene Ontology annotation, molecular function: RNA polymerase II transcription regulatory region sequence-specific DNA binding; DNA-binding transcription factor activity, RNA polymerase II-specific; protein dimerization activity. The record is from RefSeq and is a predicted model, not a curated record. The transcript is spliced from 2 exons. NCBI's taxonomy places the organism in Eukaryota, Metazoa, Chordata, Actinopteri, Beloniformes, Belonidae.
UCAGCUUCCAGACGCACGCAGCCAGCGGACUCGCCCCCACUGAAGUAAACGUGCCACCACGUGAACGGCACGAGCAGGACGCACCGCCUGGACACUUGUCUAUAAGUUUGUCUGCGGGCUAUUGUUUCUUUCAUAUUACUGGGAAUAGACCUCGAAAUGGAAAUGAGCGUGAGCCAACAGCAGCUGCUGCCGCCCGCCUGCUUCUUCUCCUCCGCCGCGGCGGCGCAGAGUCUCCAGCUGAGCCCCGGCAGCAGCAGCAGCAGCAGCGGCUGCAGCAGCAACAGCCAGUGCGCAGGGAAGUCUGCGUCCAAGCAGCCAAAGAGGCAGCGCUCCUCCUCCCCGGAGCUGCUCAGGUGCAAGAGGAGGCUGAACUUCGCGGGAUUCGGCUACACGCUGCCCCAGCAGCAGCCCCACGCCGUGGCGCGCAGGAACGAGCGGGAGCGCAACCGGGUGAAGCUGGUGAACAACGGCUUCGCCACCCUGCGGGAACACGUCCCCAACGGGGCGGCCAACAAGAAGAUGAGCAAGGUGGAGACGCUGCGCUCCGCCGUGGAGUACAUCCGCGCGCUGCAGCAGCUGCUGGACGAGCACGACGCGGUCAGCGCAGCGUUCCAGUCCGGCGUCCUGUCGCCGUCCAUGUCGCAGGGAUACUCCGCGGACAUGAAUUCCAUGGCGGGCUCGCCCGUGUCCUCCUACUCCUCCGACGAGGGCUCGUACGACCCGCUCAGUCCGGAGGAGCAGGAGCUGCUGGACUUCACCAACUGGUUCUGAGCAUCUGUGUGAGACAGAAGGAUCAACUCAGUACCUGUAUCCUGCGCUUGGGAUGGUCCAGGAGGAUGCUCGGGUGGACAGAAUAACACCUACAGUCCUACAGAAUCCCGAGCCCUCCCAGACUGACAGAAAAGGCCUUAAGGUCCUGAAAACUUGAAGGAAAUCAGGACAGAGAUCUGCGCCAAAGGACUGAAGCAAGACUGUUUUUUCCGACAGCGUGGGAAUCUCUGCUUCUUUGCAUCUGUUCAAGAUAAACAACAAUCCCUAAAGUGAAUUCCUGCUCUCUGGCAGCACAUUAAAAAAAUACUUUAUUUAAGACUUAAUCUAUGCUACUCCAAUCACUCAACACCAUCCCUUUGGCAGACCUCUCAGAAUUCAGAAAAUGCUUCCAAGUCGUCGAUUUAUUCUAUUAAAUUCUAUAUCAAAACGCUUUUUUAAAUAUAUUAAGAUAUUUUUGUAUGUAAGAGAUUUAUAGAUGUUUUGUACACAUUCUUUUGUAUAUAUUUUGUCUCUAUAUUGCGGAGUUGCUUUUAUUACCUCUUGCCUAUGUAGACGUGUAGUCUAUUAUUCUCUGGCUCUUCUGUUCAUGAGGUUUCCAGGAGUUUGAUACUCUGGCGUUUGACUCUAGCACCGAUGUGUCUUAUUUAAUAGCAAAUGUUAUUGCAUUUUUUUCAUGUCACAAUGAUCAAAAACGUAUGCAGCUAUUGUCCAAACAGAGUGCAAUAGCCUUGCAUUGUAUCUUUAUACAGCCAGCUAUAUUGAGAAAUAAGAAGUCUUAUAACCAUAUUUUUUACUCUGUAGUCCAUGAAUAAAAUGAGAUGCUACUGAA